AUGAAGAAAUUUCUACGUAAAAACCGCAUGUUUCUAUCCAUGUGUGCCAUUGUAUUUUUAUUAUUGUGUACAGUACGCACCAUGUAUAAGUUUUCCAUACGUGACUAUCAUGUCAAGACGAAUAAGGUGCUUGGUUAUUCUCCUCUAGAAAGAGCCAUGCAAGUCGCCAAUUACUUGACAAAUCUCGAGAUGCAAAAAUUGCAAAAGGAACAAGAAAGGAUUGAUUUUAAAUAUUGUGGUGGUCCUUGUAGGUUCAUAAAUGUGUUAUAUAUCCGAGAACAAGAAACAAGGGCACAAUUGCAUGUGCGGCAUUUGGCAUUUACAUCGGCCAAAGUUAAUCGUACACUUGUAUUACCCAAUGUGUCCGGCUCUCAUCUCGGUGCGUGUAAGAGUCAUGAUUUUGAAUACUACUAUGAUAUGGAGUGGACAAGACAAAAUAAAGAAUAUUUUAAUUCCAUUCGCAUGAAGGAUUUUGUUGCCUGGAUUCGAGAGCGCAAAGAAGCUAAUGUGCCUGUUUCCGAUCAAGUUCUAUCCACGUUUGAUCUCGACACGCAUGUCGAUCCUUCAGCCGUCACACAUUGCUUCAGUGGUCUCACCAAACCAAAAUCCACAUUCAAUCAGAUCUUGAAAUGGAAUAUCACGGGACAAACAUGCGAGCUAUCGAUCCAGGCACGCGAAAUAGCCAUGGUUCAGUUUUUAAAGGGACCUUCUCUUGGAAAUGGUAUGAACGCCAAUGAGGAUAUUGAAGUACUCCAUAUGGAGAUUUACAAAGCAAAUCAAUGGUCUCAAAUGGCACAAUCCGAUAUACCUAUUCCCUAUCAUCCAGCGGUAAUUAAACUUGCAGAUACUACCGCCAAGAGUUUAGGUCCUUUUGUGGCAAUACAUUGGCGUAUGGAAGCCAGCAAGAACACAAACAACAUGUUGCCUUGCGCACAACACCUUAUAUCUUUAUUGAAACGCAAGAAAAAGUUUAACUUCUUUCUGCUGACAGAUUACCCUCACAUGUUUACACAAGAGCAGCAAGAGGCGGCUAUGAAAGGUGUCUCUUCAACAAGUGAGCUUUCGCAAUGGCUACAAUCCAACUCAGACUCGUUUUUGAUGACGGAUUUUACACGAGAGCAUCACGAAGCGAUCCACUACUUGUAUCAACACGAUACAUUUCAUGUGUUAGAAACGGAGAUGGAAAGAGGUGGCACACCACCUGAUCAUUGGCAGAUCAUGCAGAUUCCAGACCGAUUGAAAUUAGCAGACGUGGAUCGCCCGAGAAUGAUUGAUAGUGGUUGGCUGGGCAUUCUUGAUAAAUUAAUUGCUAUGCGUUCGGUUCAUUUCUUUGCCGGACAAAAGGGUGAUGUGUGUGGGCGAUCCAAAAGCACUUUUACAGCUCAGAUUAUUGAUGCACGAACUAUCAUGCGGAAAUCAAGAACCAACUAUUUUGGGCCUAAAAAUAAAACUCUGUAA
This is a messenger RNA of Mucor mucedo, 1458 nucleotides long. RefSeq lists its product as uncharacterized. NCBI's taxonomy places the organism in Eukaryota, Fungi, Mucoromycota, Mucoromycetes, Mucorales, Mucoraceae. The record is from RefSeq and is a predicted model, not a curated record. Bases 1 to 1458 code for a protein of 485 amino acids. The transcript has 3 exons.